AUGUGGGGGAUAUCCUAUUGGAUUGUCCCCAUCUUUUCUUCAUUAGUAUGGCUGGCGAUGCUAAUUGCCAUGCUCGUGUCAUGGACGACACAGGGCUCACCACACUACCCAUCCAUGAACGAGGGCCAAAGGAUCGCCUACAUAUCUGAUGUCGGCGCCCAAGGUCUCAAGCCCCUCUUCAUCGCCAUGUCCGCCGUAACCGUCAUAACCUUCGACCUCGCCUUCGUCUUCGAGCGCUGGCUGCGGCACACGGGCAAACUCGCCCCCAAUACCUCCAUCUGGCAGAAAAUAUACAGCGGCAUCGCAAUCGUCGGCGCGAUCGUCGGCGGCGUCGGCCUGAUCCUGCUCUCCAUCUUCGACACAGUCCGGCACCCGCGGCUGCACAACGUCUUCCUCGCCGUCUUCAUCAUCGGCUACAUCGUGUCCGCCAUCUUCAUCUGCUGGGAGUACCAGCGGCUAGGGAUCCACUUCCGGCAGCACAGCGUGCUGCGCAUCAGCUUCUGGAUCAAGCUCAACUUCAUCUUGAUCGAGCUCGCGCUGGCCAUCGCCUUCGGCGUGCUGGGCAACCAGCACCACUGGAACACCGCCGCGGUGCUGGAGUGGGUCAUAGCAUUCUUCUUCUUCUUCUACGUCGCCAGCUUCUUCAUCGACUUCAUGCCCGUCCUCCGCAGCAGGCACCACCAGAGCCGCCAGACCGAGAUGGAGAUGGCAAGGGGCGGCGACAUGGGCGAUGGCGCUGCCAAUCCGGAGAGAUAUUAUCGUGGACCGACGAAUGGCCAUGUCGAUGGCUAUGCCAACACAAACGGCUAUGCUAAUGGAUACUCCAACGGCAACGCGAAUGCGUACAAGCCUGCGGAACCGGCGCCGCUAGCCUCGAGGAACUUCUGA
Messenger RNA from Trematosphaeria pertusa, 888 nucleotides. RefSeq lists its product as uncharacterized. The transcript has 2 exons. NCBI's taxonomy places the organism in Eukaryota, Fungi, Ascomycota, Dothideomycetes, Pleosporales, Trematosphaeriaceae. Gene Ontology annotation, cellular component: plasma membrane. The record is from RefSeq and is a predicted model, not a curated record. The coding region runs from base 1 to 888 and encodes 295 amino acids.